This is a messenger RNA of Protopolystoma xenopodis, 1038 nucleotides long. NCBI's taxonomy places the organism in Eukaryota, Metazoa, Platyhelminthes, Monogenea, Polystomatidea, Polystomatidae. The record is from the annotation of a GenBank genome assembly.
UCUCUUGCUCUUCGUGUUGUUGAUGAACAGCAGAUCGAUCGUCAUUUUACUGAUAGCGACCUGCAGGCCCUGUAUACAUUUGAACCUGAUAUUUGGGAUGAAUCAACAACUGACAAAAGGCCUACCUCAAAUGUGCCCAAAGAUCGUCUUCUUGCUGAUAUGCUUCUAGAUCAUCUCUAUUUGAUCUCUUCUUAUCAUAACCACGAUUCUUUGAUCGAGAAUCGCAUUGAUGAGGGUCUUACUGAAUCUGAGCGUCAAGAAGCCUGGCGUGAGUUUGAGGAAGAAAAGAUUUUAGGCAUGUCGCUUGCCCAACACCAACGUCUGAUGGCCCAAAAUCAGCAAGUGCUUCUUUUCCAGCAACAACAGCAACAGCUCCGUGUCUUCCAGAUGCAACGCCAAAUGAUGUGCGCUGCGCAACAGAACGCACUCUCACUUAACCCAGUUGCAACAUCUACCGGUUACCAGCCGACUGGAGGUGUGAUGGCCGGCCGCCUGCGCUAUCCGAACACACCACUGAUGUCGCCUGCUUCUGCUACAGGGAUCCAUAGCGCCUUUACUGGCCAGGCCACAGGAUCUGAUCGACAGUUUGCCCCUGUUUUUCCUGGAAUCUCAGAUAUGCCUUUGCUUCCUUCUCAACAUAAAAAUAGUUUGACUAACAAAGGGCGAUUGUAUAAGCCCGUUAGUGUAGGAAUUGGCAACCCUGGAAAUCUCACCACUUCCACCGAUGUUUCUACUACCGUUCCCGGAAUUCCAGGCUUAAGUAAUUCGAAUAAUCUACCUCUUGGUGCAUUAGGGACUGGCAUCUCAGGUCACGACCCCUUGGCCUCCUUUCCUGGAUCGGGAUUAUCUGUUCUCUCCGGGUCUAGUAUGUUUUACUUAAUGUUUCUGUUUAUCAUUUUGUUUUUACUACUUUUUUCACUGUUGGAGAGACCUUCAUUUCGUAUGAAAAUACACGAAGAAGAAAUUAGUAGAUCUCAUCAGAAGACGACGGCUGAAUCCCUUUGUACUGUAAUCGCUCGGCCUUAUUACGACAUUUAG